This is a messenger RNA of Toxorhynchites rutilus septentrionalis, 2969 nucleotides long. RefSeq names its product zinc finger protein 624-like. Bases 273 to 2930 code for a protein of 885 amino acids. The transcript is spliced from 8 exons. Gene Ontology annotation, cellular component: nucleus. The record is from RefSeq and is a predicted model, not a curated record. NCBI's taxonomy places the organism in Eukaryota, Metazoa, Arthropoda, Insecta, Diptera, Culicidae. Gene Ontology annotation, molecular function: RNA polymerase II transcription regulatory region sequence-specific DNA binding; DNA-binding transcription factor activity, RNA polymerase II-specific. Gene Ontology annotation, biological process: regulation of transcription by RNA polymerase II.
GUUUAGAUUUUACUCAUUUUAUUCAUCGUGUUUCUUCAGCCAUUGUGGAUAUCAGCAAUUUUUACAAUGUACAGUGUUAAUAGUUCUGCAUCGUUAAAUUUGUAAAAUCUUUGUUUAUUCACACCUGGCGAAAUCGUGCAUAAUAAUAACGGCCAAAAACAAAAUACUAGGCUGGAAUAAGGAUAUGCGCUAAAUUAGAAAUACAAUUGUAAAACUUGAAUUUCUUAGGUGACGCUCGGAUAUUACGAUAUCAAUGACUUUGUUUGUUUGAGAUGAGCUCAGGAGAUGACUAUGCACCGUCCGCGGCAAAAAGAAAGCGUGCGCGGCCUAAAGCAGAGUUCAGAUCCGGGAGCGAGAGGAUAAAAUCCGAGGAAGAAAUGGACGGCAUUCACUAUGCCUGCAAUGUUUGCGACCAGGUUUUCCUACACAAGUCAAAUUAUUUGCGCCACUCGCUGCGACAUAAUUAUCCAGGUGGAUUUAUCUGUUCAUUAUGUUAUCAGCCUUUUACAACCGAUUGGGACCGGAACAAACACAAACGAGAGGAGCACAGUGUUUUUCGGUGCCGACUUUGCAAGGAAGAAUUCCCUAUUGAGGAUGAUUACAACCAUCAUAUUCAGGUUAAACACGAAGGACGCGAUCGAGAGUACGAUGUAUGUCCAACCUGUGGGCAGCAGUUCCGGUCGACAUCGCAGCUGAAAGUUCAUAUCGAGUCCCGUUGCGGGAGGGACAAAAAGCACGAGUGUACGGUGUGCCACUCUCGCUACAUGACCCAAGCAUCGCUGAACGCUCAUAUGAUCAAACACCUGGGUGAAAAGAGUCAUUUAUGCAACUACUGUGGUGCUAGUUUCCUCAACAAAGGCCAACUGAAGGUUCACGAGCGAAUGCAUACCGGUGAGAAGCCUUAUAAGUGCAACCAAUGUGAUAAAGCCUUUGCUCACAGGGAAAGUUUGAUCACACACUCGACUACUCACACGGGAAUAAAGCCGUAUUAUUGCAGUUACUGUGAGAGUCGUUUUUCGUGCGUUGGAAACCUGUUGAAACAUCGGAGGGCUCGUGUUGACACCUGUGGACUCCCACAAUAUUGUCAGACGAACAAAAUUACUCCCCGACCCAAUAUCAAGACCAUGCCCAAUCUAACAGACCGUCAGGUAUACACGCAAAAGGUGGUACAAAGAUGUGUUCGCAAGGCGAAGGAAGUAUUCGUCGACUUUAAGCCCAGACCCAAAAAGCGCUUGGGAAGAAAGCCAACAACGGGUUCGUCGAUGGAAGAGUCAGAUGAGGAUGAUUAUUCCGAUGAGGAAGAACCCUUCGAGGAGAAACCAUCACAACAGGAGGAAAAAGCGCCACCUACAGAGAAGCAGCCAGAAGACACGAAGCCACUGUAUCAGAAAUUAGUCGAUCUGAAGGUUGAACCUGGAGAAUACUUUUUUGAUUACUCUGUUGGUUCGAAUAAUGUCUCGAGAAAGAAAAUGAGCUCAACCGUCAAUAUCGAAGUUGUCGAGAUCAAAGUUGAAGAUGAUAGCGACGCCUCGGAUGCAGACAACAAUGCGGAUGAAAAAGUAAACGGUGAAAGUGAACAAGAUACAGUUGAAUUCACAGUGGAAUAUGAUGAUAUGGAAGAUAUGAACGAUGAAACAAUAUAUUGUGAAAACGAUGGAUAUGAAGAAAAUCUGUCUGAUUCAAAUGACCCCUGCAACGACAAUAACGAGGACAGGAUGGAAACAGGGUCAGAGCGCAACAACCAGAGUGAUGGUGAUGUUUCUGAAGGCUAUAGUCCUGCUAAUGAUGGUACCGUUAAUGUAAGACGGAAAUUUGAAAAUAAACCUCCAGUAAUCACAGAGAGAAGACGUCGAGGCAGACCACGAAAAAUUGUCGUACCGAAACAGGACACCGAAGACAUGAUUAUAAUUGAUGUGGCACGGAAACAGCGGGAACUCAAAAAACAACGCGCUGUGUUCGAUGAACACGUCCAAUCGAUCUCAAUCGAUUGUUUUCGUUGUAAUAACUGUCCGUCACAGUUUACCAGUGAGUAUCUCAUCGGUCGCCAUCUGGAACGUGAGCAUGGCAUUUCGUUGAAAGAAUUACUGGAAACUCUUCAAUACGGUAGGAUUUCUACUAGGGAAAAACGCUUCCAGUGCAGGUACUGUCAUCGUCUGUAUGCCAAUGAAAAGGUACUCGAGAAGCACGUUCUUCUGCAUGGACCGAGUGGAACAUCCAUCCACAAAUGUCCGUGUUGUAGUAAAUAUUAUGAAACGGAGAACGAAGCGCACGCACACGCAAUGGAAGAACAUCGCGACCGUUUGGAGUGCUCUGUUUGCGAGAAGGUAUUCAAAGGGCCGGAAGGGCUCAUCGGACACGUGAAAUAUUUCCAUAAGGGAUACAAGGAAACCAAACAUUCCACUCAUGUUUGCCCCAAAUGUGGUAAACAGUUUUCCACCAGGACUGCAGUAACGGACCACGAGCGAGCGAAUUGCGGCAAAAAUCCAUUGUAUCAGUGUGAAAUGUGUCUGAAAAAUUUCCACAGCUCCUCUUCGCUGAAAAAUCAUUAUACCCUUCACACGGAUAAAUUUCUCUACUCCUGCCAGUUUUGCGGGAAAAGUUACAGAACAAACGGCCAGGUAAAGGUACACGAGCGUUCGCACACAGGUGAAAAACCAUUUGCUUGUGAGUUCUGUCCAAAGGCAUUUGCACACCGGGAGUCUCUGCAUACUCAUCGAUCACUGCACACGGGUGUUAAGCGUUUCAUGUGUUCCGGCUGUGGUUUGAGAUUUACUUGCAUCUCGAACUUGCAAGCACACCGCAGAUCGCACAAAACAACGUGCGGAUCGAUGCCCAACGUCACCCAAAUCAUGGGACCAGCUGGGUCCGGUUAUCACGAUAUACCCCCAGGUUACUCGCUUCCGUUUCCGAGAAUACAAAAGGUUGAAUAAUUUUGUACAGGUAACAAUAAACUGUAGAAUCUAGUCUAG